AUGAAUAGUUCCGAUCAACAAGUUGAUGGAAAUUGCCUCAAUAUUGAUGCUUGGAUUUCCCAUCACAAAUUAUAUGUUGGCCAAAUAUCUUGCGAUAUUAUUUUGAAUCCAGCUGAGGUUUCAGCCCUGUCAUUGCCUCGAAUUAUAAUGACGCAGUGUACAAUCUAUCCUGAGAUUCGAUUAGAAUCUUGUCAAAUCCAUCAAUGUCAAUUUACUUGGUAUCGUAGUCGUCACCAUCAUAACCAAGGCAAAAGGCAGUGGAUUAAAGUAAGCGACCAAUACUCUUACAUGCCUACUUCCAAUGAUAUUGAUUGUUACCUGAAAGUCAGCUGUAAAUUACCUCAGCAAAAUACAAGUGAGGUCGAAGUUAUCAGCGAAAAUCCUGUAAUGACUGGCCCAUCUUGUCAUCUUCUGCAACAACGAUUUCACUAUACAGAGACAGCGACAACAAAUAAGGAAAUUAGGACCGUAUCAUAUAAUAUAUUAGGUGAAUCUUAUGUUGGAUCAAAAUAUGCAAAACGAAUAUAUCGAAAUUGUCCAGACUAUGCACUCGAUAUUAAUUACAGACAGCAAUUACUAAUGCGAGAAUUAACCAGUUAUAAUGCAGAUCUAAUCUGUUUACAGGAGGUUAGCCAUGAAACUUUUAAUAAUCGUCUUAAAUACGGACUUCAAUUCCAAGGCUUUCAAGGGUUAUGGAAAAGUCGAGUUUUUGAUAAUAAUGAUGGCUUAGCAAUUUUUUAUAAAACGUCAAAAUUUGACCUCAUCUCUCAACAUGAUCUCGACUUGAAUGCCUCUAUCCAAAAGGAUUCAUAUCAAGAAGCACUAUUAAAUUUAAUCCGACCUUAUGAUCAACUAGUGCAUGAAGUACUGAGUCGAUCUAACGUUCUGCAAGUUGCUUUAUUAAGAAGGAAGGAAUGCAAUGAUCAGUUAAUUUGUUUAGCAAAUACUCAUCUUUAUUUUCGACCUUUAGCUGAAAUUAUCCGUCUCAUUCAAAUUCAAGCUAUAACCAAUCAUUUAUCACUCAUAUCGAAAAGCAUUUCAGAUUUACCUGUAAUAUUAUGUGGCGAUUUCAAUAGUGCACCAUCUUCUGAUACCUACCAGUUUUUAACGAAUGGUUACUGCAAAAGUCAAUCUACUGCUGACGAAAGUUACUUAUUAAAGGAUGCAGCAAGUUUUGAAUUUAGCCAUAACUUAACCUUUGAUGCAUUAUCACAAACAUUACACUGCACUCAUCACACUACUAAUUUUUCUGGGACAAUCGAUUAUAUAUUUGGAAAACGUGGCUAUUUUAAUGUUAAAAAUGCUAUCCCUUUACUGGAGGUUACAAAUAUCAAUGCGAAUCAUGGACUACCGACGACUGAAUUUCCAUCGGACCAUUUGGCAGUAAUUUGUGAUAUAAGCAUGGUACAUCAUCAUCAAUAA
Molecule: messenger RNA, 1422 nt
Organism: Trichoplax adhaerens
Lineage: Eukaryota; Metazoa; Placozoa; Uniplacotomia; Trichoplacea; Trichoplacidae
Exons: 3
Coding region: 1-1422 (473 amino acids)
Biological process (GO): nuclear-transcribed mRNA catabolic process, deadenylation-dependent decay
Cellular component (GO): mitochondrion
Molecular function (GO): 3'-5'-RNA exonuclease activity
Source: RefSeq, a predicted model, not a curated record